AUGACAAAAGAUGCCACGGCUCCUAAUCGAAGAAGGGCUAUUCGAAAGGUCAAUUACAAUGAAAGGGAUGCUGAUGAAGAUGUUGUUCGGCGAAUUCAGCUGAUGGAAAAGAAUAGAGAGGCGAGCACAGUAUCCGCUGCAAACAAAGUCAAAGUACCGAAAGGUAAGCACCAGGAGUAUCUGAACAAUAAAAGCAUAGCCUGGAACUUUAUUCCAACCCUUCCCACUACUUUUAGAAAACACAGCCGUUUUUCUAACAUCCUGGAUCUGGAGAACGCAGAGGUGGAUGUCAAGAAUGACAUUUUGAGCAAUGGCCCAUCUGUACUUCUAAAGCGAGAUGACCACAUUUAUAUGGUCUCUGAGCCUCCUGGUGAGCCUUACUAUAUUGGUAGGAUAGUACAGUUUGUGCCCAAGGCAGAGUACAGCCAGCUGAUUGAAGAAGGCAAGAAAUAUACAACCUCGUUUCCCGCACGAUAUUUCCAGGCAAAGAUGAACUGGUACUACAGGCCGCGUGAUGUGCAGGAGAAGGCCCUGAAUGUAAACCCCAGACUAGUCUACGCAUCGCUACAUAUGGACUUGUGUCCGCUACAUUCCUACCGCGGAAAAUGUACCGUGGUUCACAAGACAACGCUCGACCUACCGGAUGAAGCUCAAUACGAAACCCUCAUGAAACCUAACACGUUCUUUUAUGAACAGCUUUUUGAUAGAUACACGCUGCAAUACUACGAUGUGUGGAAUACUAAGAAGCAACUUCUGCCGUUGGCACCCAAUUCCACUUAUAUUUCCACUUUAGCUAAACUCUAUCCCUUCGUUUUUGUUGAGGAACAGUAUCCUUUGCAACAAGUCAUCCAGAAAUACGUAUUGGGGAAAAAGGUGCCUAACGAGAGGAAUUGGGACUUAAAGUGCGCCGAGUGCGGUGGCUGGUGCGAAAAGAAUCAGUGCGUGCAAUGCGACGAAUGCCAUCUCACGGUGCAUCUCUAUUGUUUAGACCCACCUCUUGAGCGUCGGCCAGCGAAAGGUGUCAUUUGGGUCUGCUCCAAAUGCCUCAGUCAUAGUAAUAACGACCAAGGGAAUAAUAAUUGGGAGCCAAUUGAUGACAAGCUUACGAACUUCAGCCAGUCUGCAUGCCUAGCAAAACUAACAGAAAAUAUCUGGUUUCAUUAUCUAGGCUCAAAGAUUGUGGACAAUCUCAUAGAUGUAUUGUCUCCGGAGCUCUUACUUGCAUAUCCGAUUAAAAAGUUAAGAACUGGCUCAAAAUAUCAGUGGAAUGGGUGUGAAAGAGAAUCCUGGAAACCAAUGCCUUACGAGGAGAUAGACAGUGGUCGGGGAGCCGAUGACGAAGCGGGGCUCUUAUGGAGAAGUAACGACAAUAAAAUAAGCGAGAGCGAACUUGACAAAUACGUUGAUAAGUGUCAAAAAAAAUUCCCAGAAAAGCUUCAGAUUUUGCCCCAGGCUUGUAAUUUUUGGGAUAUGAUUCUGAACACCCUGAUGUUGAAUGACUACAAUGCUGCUGCUUCACUGAAAGUCUGCGCAAGAAAGCUCUCACGAGAAUCGCUGCGAGAGCCCACUUUCAGUGAAAAAGAGAUAAUCAAGUUUGAAGAGGGAAUUGCCAAGCACGGAAGUGAACUGCACCCCGUGUGCAAGCACGUCGGCACUCAAUCAAUGGGUAUGAUUGUGCGCUUUUACUACUACUGGAAGAAAACCCCCAAUGGGAGACGAAUCUGGGGGAACUUUGAAGGUAGGAAAAAGAACCAAAACAAGGGCCUGAUGGGAUCUAAAAAGAAGACGGAAGACAUCAACAAGCUGCCGAGAGUUCGCAAACCCUCCAAAAUAUCUAAAGAAAUUGAAACUGCCAAAAGCAAGGAAUGGAAACAUAUUGACGACUCUUCUUUCGACUCCGAAAAGAUCUCAACUCUGAAAACUUACUUCAAGUGCAUGUUUUGCGAAGUAGAUUAUUCGCCACUGUGGUAUCGUGUAACGGGUGGUUGCGACGAUGAUCAUAUUAAAACAAGAAUGAUCACAGGCGUCAAUGAAAAAACGUCAACAUCCGACAAGCUUCCACGCCGCGCUCACCACAGUGACUCCAGCCCACAGCUCGAGGCACUUUGCAUCAGAUGUGCUCGUCUCUGGCGAAGAUAUGCCGUCAAAUGGCUCAGCCCAAUGGAUGUGGUAAAAAAACUGAAUGGAAAAUACUCUUCCAGUGUACGAGCCGCACUGGAUCUGUUAUUGUCCGAAAGCAACGACACAACAAUCAAAGUUCCUCCAGGCGUUUUAUCUGAAAAAUGCGUGGAAUGGGAACUAGUCCAAGACGCGGAACUGAUCAUUAAACAACGUUUACAUAUAAUUCAGGAUCCCGACCGAUUCGCGAAAAUGAAACGUAAUUGUCUUUCGGUGCAUGCGCAGCUAAACAAAGUGGUUAAGCGCCUUGUUGAAAAAGACGGCCACUCUGAAGAAAGGAUGAUGCAGAAACUGGAGAAUUUCAUCGGUGGGCUGGUAUCGGAGGCCCAAAAAGAGGAGAAGAAGGCAAAACUAAAAAAGAUCAGAGAGCAAGCUGCGCAAAAACGAAUAAAACUUACAGCACAGGGUUCUCCGAAAACUGCUGUGAACCAUUCUCAAACGGAUAAUAAAAUACUACCCACCGGCGAGACUCUCAAAAAUGGUAUCGUGAAAGAACCGCUGCCAAAGGAAAAGAAAGCAGAAGCACGUAUAAAGCAAGAACUUUGGGUUCCUACCGGUGAUAAAGUAGUUGACGUUUUUGUUGGCGGAGGAAAGAAUAUGAUCGGCCAAAUUAAAGUGGACGAAAAUUUUGAGACUUUGCGUCUUUCCGAGGAUCUGUACAUGUACGUCUUCAAGCUUGAUCAACAGUCAGAAAGCCCCAUUGUGCAGCAUCAACAAAGAGCUACUGAAGAAAAAAAACGGCAAGAUAAGUUGAAACCAUCGAUGCCGAAUGAACUGUCGAAAUCUCCGGACUACUCUACGCUGCAAAUCACAAAUGCUUCAAAUAUUCCAGUCAUCAGCGAUCACAAUUUCGCUGCAAUUUUGGAUGCUUACCAUUCUCACAAUCCGUUGUACCACGAGUGGUCCCAGGGUAGACUUCCCAAAUUUAAUUACGAUCAGCUCAUGAGAAUAACAACGAGCAAAAAUGUUGUAGUGUCAAAUCACAUAGGGCGGCGUGCAAAGUCACCCUUUCCAGCCACGAAUGCAAUUGAAGAAGAUGAAACUGCGGAGCGGCGGGACUUUUGCUGUGUCUGCUUGCAAAAAUUCCGAGAAGAUCGGGAUGAGGAAAUUAAUUGCAGAAACUGUGGCCUAAAUGUUCAUUACUUCUGCUAUGGAGUAGACGUACCAGAUCGAAGCAGGACGCAAAAAGAGCGAGGUUCGUUAAAAAACUUCCAGUGGCUGUGCGAUCCUUGUACUAAUAACCUGAACCCUAUUUUUACAGACGACUAUCAAUGCUGUCUGUGUAACGCGCGAGAAGUUGAUCAUGAGGGUGCUCGAAUGCAAUUGAGGAAAUCGACACCAGAUGCGUUGAAGGUCACAUCCACUGAACAGUGGUGCCAUGCGAGUUGUUCUCUCUUGAACGACAGUAUCGUUUACAACGCACCUGCAAAGCUUCAAUGUGCUAGCAAUAUCACCGACACACUACUUAAAAAUGAAAAGAUGGUUUGUGCAUUAUGCGAUGGAAUUGGGGGCGGGCUUGUCAAGUGUGCAUUCUGCCCCGUGCAAUGCCAUGUAACUUGUGCACAAGACUCAGAAGCCUACAAGUUCAGAUUUCUCAAAACACCAGCAACCCACAAAUCAGAAAAGGCAAAGAUUUUGGAGAUUGACGGCGGCCUUUUCGAAAUUAAGCCAAUCUUGGUCUGUCCAGAUCAUGUCGAGAUGUCAAUGGGCAGCCAUUUACCGUUGGAUCACAGAACCAAGCGUGGCAUAACACUACUUGAGUUUUACUGCAAAAACUACAAAACUGCGAAAGAGCUGGAGGUUGGACCCGUUAAAAUGGCCGUGGCUGAAAUGAGGGCGAGAACCCCCAAGCCGUCCGACAUGUCAGGGCGCGAGGACGGAAUUGAAAAAGCUUUCGCGGAGUCGAUUGUUGCUCAAGAAAAACAGUGCGUGCAUUGCAACUGUCGGAUUUCUAUCUUUUGGUAUGGCGACGUGUGCCACUCGUGUCACAAUAACAUACCAAGUCUCGACGCCGGUUUACUUUCGGAGGAGGAAGAACAUGACAACGAAAACCAUGAAUUUGAAAGACUUAGAGUGCUGAAACUUGAAGAAGAGUUUUUGAAGGACAUUAUUGUUGAGCCAUCAAGUGUGCGAAGUGCGACACCGUCUCGUGUAAAAAGGCCUCGAGCCUCUGGCCCGUCCAAAGGGCGAAAAAAGACCAAAAACUUAAAGGAAGAAGGACCAGUGCUGCUUCCGGAAAAUACAUCUGUUGUGGUGCAGAGCCCUCUUGAAAAAAGCGGGCAGAUUACGAAAAUUACCUAA
Molecule: messenger RNA, 4479 nt
Organism: Lachancea meyersii CBS 8951
Lineage: Eukaryota; Fungi; Ascomycota; Saccharomycetes; Saccharomycetales; Saccharomycetaceae
Source: the annotation of a GenBank genome assembly